AUGACAGAAGUGGCUGCAUCCGGUGCUGCUGAAGAUGUCACCACCGUCGCAAACUCGCUCGAUGUCACCACAGAUACCGCUGGCAAGCCCCAGAUGGCCACCGUAAAGACAGAAGAUACUUCGGAAGAGACCGCCGUCGCUGCGAAUGAUGUUCCAGGGAACCCUGAAGGCGAAGACGGCGAUAGCGAGGCCGAGACUCAGAUUCUAUCGCCGGAGAAGAAGAGAAACAUUGUUGAUAGUGCACCAGAUCUGCGUCCAACUUCGUCUGGCCGAGCGCGUAAGAACAAUGAGGACGACAACACAAGUCCAGAGUCCAGCAGAAGUGUCAAGAAACGCAAACGCGAUGCAAGCACCGACCGAAAUGCUCCGCAGUCAAGCGGUGCCAGUAGUUCUCCUCUGUCGUCUCCCAGCGCUCGAGCACAGUCUCAAGAGGACGACUCAGACGCUUCAGACACUCCUCGGUCAGCGCAUAUCGCACGAAUGAGACGACAAGUAUCGAGAGCUGAUUCUGGAGUUAUUGACGGCAGUGCGCAAGCCAGGGCGGCAAAGAGAAGACCAAGCGACAUCAUCCCUCCAGGUCCGACCAAGCACCGCACCAGAGGUUCCGUAGGACAAAGCGAUCCGUCGUCUGAGCACCGGGAAACCAGGUCUGCGACAUAUCCGCGACAGUCCUCUGAAGACCGCUCGCUUUCUCCAAGGCCGUCCUCGUCGAGGAGGGACCACAAACGUGGUGCAUCGACUCAGAUCACGUCUGGUGAUGUGGACCGGAAGAAGCGAGGGAGACCGCCGAACAUCAAUACCCGUCGUAACAAGUCCGUCGGAAGAGAAGACUCUUCCGACGAUGGCGAGGAUUCGAGUCCUGCUCCGAAAAAGAUUGCUCUUGAGAGAUUUGAUUCGCGUACCGACCAUAUAUCGCCAGCGAAGCCUUCUGGUACACGUAAACACCGCGAUAAGAACGGCCGCACCUUGCUAGCUCGAGCAUGCAACAACGAAGACCUCGAGAGAGCCCGAGUUUGCAUGGAAACGCGACCUGAGGACCUCAAUGUUCCCGACAAUGCUGGCAAUACACCACUGCAAAUCGCUGCUCUCGAAGGCUUCACUGACAUCGUCCGCUUCCUGCUGGAGAGCGGGGCCGAAGUCGAUACCCUAAAUAUCGACAAGGACAGUCCUUUGAUUGAUGCUGUCGAAAAUCAGCAUUUCGAAGUUGUCGAAUUGCUGUUACAACACGGAGCCAAUCCCCGACUAGCCAACGCGAAGGGCGACGAGCCGUAUGACCUUGUCAAAGCCGAUGACGAGCAUUACAAACAGAUCAGGAAACUGAUUGCUGACGCUAAGGAACGAGAUUGGACAAAACGUAGGAAAUCCAGCGACCAUGGUGGCAAUGGAGGUUCAUCGCGAGCUGCUUCUGCUGCGAGCCCACGAGGCUCGCCCCCAGCGACAGGCACACGAAGUCCUCCCGCUUCCGGACUCGCUAAUCGCAAGCCUCGUACAGGGCGCACCGAGUCCACUCGGCCUGACUUGUUAUGGCAGAGACAUGACCAAGAAAAUCUGCAACGACUUGCACAAAAGGGUAAUGUCCAGGGUGUGGUCACCACGUUGGGGAUCCUUCAGAAGGCCGAGCCUGCAGCAGUUAUUGCCGCUGCAAAAGCUGGCCACGAGGAAGUCCUGCAGCUGAUGCUAGCACUUGGAGAUGCAGAUCCUGAUCCAGACCCACAGCUGGGCUUCAAGACUGGUUACAAUACUCCCAUGCUUGCAGCUAUCGGUCAAAACCACAUCGACGUCGUCAAAUUGCUUGUGGCUCAGCAGUCUUUCGACCCGACCAAAAUUCACAGAGGUCGCACAUACUUCGAGAUAUCAGCAGAAAGGAAGGGCGAGAAUUGGCAGAAAGAACACGAUAUUCUUAAGGAUGCUUUUGAUAAAUAUGCUUCCGGAAAGUCGAAGACAAAGUCGCCAAGGAAAACCCGCGACUCAGAUCGCACACGCGAAAAGCGACUGCGCCGAUCAGCAUCGCCGUCGUCCACUAAGCUCCGCCUUUCGGCUAGUCCGACACAAACGCAUAAAAGCUUGCCCGACAAGAAUCUUCGCCAACCACGAAAAGACGGCAAACAGGGUAGCCCGUCACUGGAGAAGAUGUCGAAGGAGGAUUUGAAUGUCGCAGUCGCAUCGGAUCAGGAGCAAACGGUCCAUGACAAACGCGGGCACAAACAUCGACGUAGCCAAAGUGACAUGCCUGUGCCAACAAGCUUGGAAGCUGAGACCACGCAGCGUAAGCGACGCCUGAUCUCUGGAAAGGAGCAUCGGAGAAGUCAAAGUGGUGCUGGCACAGGACAUUCCGAUGGCAGUGACUCCGAUAUCGAGACGAAACGGGGGAAGAACGCUUCUAGGCUGAAGCGAAAUCGUAGCAGUGCUUCACCUGAAGCUCAAGGAGCUGAGUCAGAACGGGUCGUGAUCAAGAAAAGACGGACGGUGCUCGAGAGCAGUCCGGAGGAAAGUCGACCUGCGCCUUCAACGACACUGACAGAGACCACAUCUCCGUUUCCGGAUGUUGAGAUGGCAGACGAGUCCAGCCAAGGAGCGGUCAAGAGAUCAGCAUCACCGAAGAAUUCCGCAGGUGCAGAUGUACCACACGCAUUACCGCAUGUCGUGGAAGAGCAAGACGCACCCGGAGAACCAGAUGUGCCUGUCGCGGAACAGGCGACCUCCUUCACGGAUCCUCCCGCGAACGGAACUGUGACACAGGCGGAUGCUCCAUCGCAGGAAGACACUCGCCAAGAAGUCGCUCAGGAAAUUGCAGCUGAUGCUGAGGCAGCCGAAGCUAAGCGUCAAGUAGAAGAAAAGGCAGCCGUCGAGCGCGAACUUGCGGAGAAGGCCGCAGCAGAGAAGGCAGAAGCUGAACGACAAGCUGCCGAAAAGAAAGCCGCCGAUAAAGCCGAGGCAGAACGACGUGCUGCUGAAGAGGCGGAAGUCCAACGCAAGCUUGACGAGGCCGAUGCCAAGCGACGUGCUGAGGAGGAGGCAGCCGCCCGUAAAAAGGAGCAAGAGGAGCGAGAGGAGAGGAAGCGGCGGGAAUUGCAACGACAACAAGAAGAACAGAUUCGUCUACAACAUCUCGAGAUUGAGCGACGUCGUCGGGAAGCGAUGCCGAUUGCUUUGUGUACCGCUGCACAGCUCAUCGACAAUAGCGAUCCGAAGGCCAAGUCUCAUGAGUGCUCUCGCGUUUUCUGCCGCUGUUCACCGUUCGUACGGACCAGCUUGGACCCUCCUCUCCUUGCGACAAAAGACCUCAAUCUUCGCAAUUACACGCUCAUUGAGAAGCGGCCAGCGAAUGAGGACGAAAGGACCAGAAUGUGGAAGGUUGGAAGGAAUAUCCUGUCCUUUGAUUUCCAGCCGACGAUAUACAACCCCAACUGGCCACCUCCACUACACGUAGCCGUCGAAGCCGAGCGAGUCAAUUGUCCCAAAUUCAUGAAUAUGGCAGAGGUUUUCUGGGUGAAGUACUCUGAUUUCGAAGACCAAGCGAUCCGACAAGACCAUCUCAACGGAUUGGUCUUGAGGAAGCAAAGCAUCGCCAUUCAUAUAGGCGCAGUCGGCAAACCUGUGGUUUCGUCGCCCCCGAUAACAGCACCAACACAAGCCAAUGGUGUCAACACACAGAAUUAUCCGUUCAAAGGAAGCGGCUUCAACCAGCAGCGCCAGACACCAUCGGACGGAGAAGAGCCAACAUCCCCCGUUCCCGCCGCCGAUGAAGUUGAGAUCGCCGGUGAUGCUGCUGCCUCUGGUGGCUCGAUGAGCGUGCUUGAUGCCCUCAAAGGUGUCCUCAAGAUCGCCCUCAUCCACGACGGCCUGGCCCGCGGCCUCCGCGAAGCCUCCAAGGCCCUCGACCGCCGCCAAGCGCACAUGUGCGUCCUCAAUGAGGCCUGCGAAGAAGAAGCGUACAAGAAGCUUGUCAUUGCGCUGUGCUCCGAGCACAAGAUUCCCCUCAUUAAGGUGCCCGACGGGAAGCAGCUGGGCGAGUGGGCUGGUCUGUGUGUCUUGGACCGUGAGGGCAAUGCGCGCAAGGUCGUCAACUGCAGCUGUGUGGUUGUCAAGGAUUGGGGUGAGGAGAGCCAGGAGCGCAGUGUGUUGUUGAACUACUUCCAGAGCGAGCAGUAG
Molecule: messenger RNA, 4152 nt
Organism: Cyphellophora attinorum
Lineage: Eukaryota; Fungi; Ascomycota; Eurotiomycetes; Chaetothyriales; Cyphellophoraceae
Product: 40S ribosomal protein S12
Exons: 5
Coding region: 1-4152 (1383 amino acids)
Biological process (GO): translation
Cellular component (GO): ribosome; cytosolic small ribosomal subunit
Molecular function (GO): protein binding; structural constituent of ribosome
Source: RefSeq, a predicted model, not a curated record